This is a messenger RNA of Astrephomene gubernaculifera, 4218 nucleotides long. Lineage: Eukaryota; Viridiplantae; Chlorophyta; Chlorophyceae; Chlamydomonadales; Astrephomenaceae. The record is from the annotation of a GenBank genome assembly.
GUCUAGCCUGACUCCCUGGGUGGGCGACCUAACACCGCUGCAGCUGUCGGGGCUGCUGGGCACUGUGGUGCGACUUGGGGCGGCGCCUGGGCUGCUGCUGAUGCCGGUGCCGGUGCCGGUACCGCAGCAAGCCAUGGCGAUGACGACAGCGGUGGCAGAGGCGAGACCAGAGCCGAAGGCGCAGCAGCAGCAGCAGCAGCAGCCGGGGUUACAGCGGGCAGGAAGCCCCAAGCCACUGCUGACGCGACCUUCGCUGCCACCGCAGUUGACUACUCUCUCGCCUCCCUUGCGCAGUCCCGGGCCGGGGCAGCAGAGCACAUACCAGCAGCAGCUGCAGCAGCAGCCCCCGCUGUCUUCAAAAGGACACCUGCCAGGUGCCCCUCAGGAGCCGCCGGGAUUGCAGCAGCAGGGCCCACAGCAGCUGCUGCCGCCGCCAGCUCGCCGCCACGACUCCACCCAACAACUCCAGCAGCACCCUGCCUUACAGCGGCAGCAAACCUUGCCACAACAACCCGAACGCCGGUGGGAGCAGGAGCAGCGAGGGGGGCACGAAGGGCAAGAACAACGGUGGGAGCAGCAUCAGCAGCAGCAGCAGCCCAGUGCCUUCCUGAUUGCUUACCUCCAAGCCGUACAACACCUGUUGGACAACCACCAGCACAGCCGUACGACAGCCGAUGCAACCGCCGCGGACCUCAACCCCGGCAGCCUUCUGGACAUCCUAAGCGGCCUCUGUACGGCACAAGUGACUCCGUACUUGUCGUACGAACAUGAGAAGCUGUACGGCAUGAUUCUCUAUCAGUUAAACGGCGCAUUGUCGUACACGCUUUCCCAGCGCAACGGUUUCGCACCUUCGCACAUGGUGGAGAUGCUGCCUGUGUUGGCGGAGAUUGUACGACAGGCUGGAUCUCGCGCCAACGUGCCUGCUAAGCUGGUGUCGGUGAACAUGAAGCUUACAGAGCAGCUGCUGCGGGGUCGGCCGGCGGAAAGGUUGGCGGCGGUUGCAGUUGCCGUGCAGCGCAUGCGUUGGGUGGCGCCUCCCGGCGGCUGGGUUGACCGGCUGUACGACGCACUGGCAUGGCGGCUACACGUCAUCAGCGGUAGCGAGCCGACCGCUGACAGCUCUCACGACCCACGGGUCACUCCGACGGCUGCUGCUGCCCCUGCUACCGAGGCGGGAGUAGCUGUUGCUGCUGCUGCUGCUGAUGGUGCGUUGCAUAACACGCAACCAGCGGCAGACGCGCCAGGAUCGGGUCAGGCCUCAAACGACCACACCAACAGCACCAUUACCACCGCCAGUACCGCCGCCACGGCUGUCCUUCCCCACGACCCGGACGCCUUGCUGCCGCCACCGUCUUCCCCCGCCUCCUCACACCCUCCAGCUCCACCCUCCAGCGGCCACCGCCCCAUCGUGGCCCAGCUGAGCUACAAGCCGCCCCCGCAGCCCGAGCGCCUCUCGCCCUCAGCGAUGUUGGGGCUGCUGGGGGCCGCGGGGCACCUCGCACGGGUAGCCUCCCCGGCACGAAGAGCCGCCGGCGCUGCUGCUGCCUCCACCCCCGCUACUGCGGCUACUGCUGCUGGGGCAUCCCCGGCAGCGGCGGCGGCCGGUGAGGGCGGUGUUUCGGUUGACCCCUGCGGUGUGAUCCCCGGGCCGCUUGCCACCCGACUGGCUGUGUUGCUGGGUGAGCAGCUGGCGGAGGAUGUGUUGGGGGCGGAUGAGGUGCGGGAGCUGGGGCGGCUGGUGUUGGCAGGGACAGGGGCGGGUGGUAGUAGCAGCGAAGAAGGCAGGUGCAGCAGCGGUAGCAGCGGCGGUGGCAGCUGGAGUAGUAGCAACGACAGUGGCAGUGGAGUCAGGGGCGGUGGGGCACACAGGAGCGAGGACGGCAGUAGCAGCAGUGACAGCAGUGGCAGUAGCAGCAGCAACAGCAACAGCAGUGACAGCAGCAGCAGCGGUGGCAGCAGCAACAACAGGAGCUCCGCGCUGAUGCUUCUGGACUUGUUAGACGGCAGCAUCUCCCCGGGUUCCGUGGACUGCAUGGAGGGGGACAUGGGGGGCUUGGGGGCAGCUGCGUGCAACCAACACAAGCGGGUGCACGCCGCUGAUAACCCCGACGACGUUACCGCCGCAGCCAGCAACGCUGCCAGCACCCAUGCAGCCCAUGCAACCACCCACCAGCCGCCUGGCCACGGUGAAACGCAUCCCUCCACAACCCCAGCAGCAUCCCAGGCAAGGAAACGCAGUCAGGCCGAGUCCCGCAUCCAGAACAUCAUCUUGGGAGCCUUGGAACACGCCGUUACGACACAGCUGCGAGACGGACGGCUGCGGAGGCGGAACGCCGUACACCUCUCCCGUAUGCUGACGCGGGUGUUGGGUAGACCACCGUCAGCGGCUUGGUGGGAUGCCGCGGCAGCUGCUUUGUCGGAGCGCAGCGAAGCAGCGCUUGCAUGCGUCCUCCAUCACAAAAGCACCGCCUCAGCAGCUUCUGCUGCACCGGCAACAGCAGCAAAGGCACUGCCACAGUCCCCUGUGACCUCAGCUGAUGAGCCUACGUCGCCUGCAUUACGUGACCGGGAGCAGCGUCCCGCCUACCCCGACAAGCUAGCCCUUGCUGCGCUUCAAGCCGCCAACGACCUUCUCGAUCUGCUGGAGGAGCGUACGACAGUCAACGGGGGCAGCGACGGCUACAAUCUCGUCAGCAGCAGUUGCCCCUGUCGUACGGACGAAUGGUGGCUGCAGGUCUCGGCCGCUGCGGGGGUUUGCAUCACGCGUUAUAACAGCAUUCAGCGUCCUUCCAGGGAUGUGGUGGCACCGCCGUCGUCGCCGCAUGGAGGCCGCUGGCAGUGGUGGCGUCGGCCCGAGGUACUGCAGCGGAAUGCCCCGGCGGCAGUGAGCAUCGCAAGAGACGACGCUCGGUCCCUGUUUCCCUCGAGUGAGGCGGUGGAGCAGUUGGUGAGGUACGCGCAGCACCUGAGCCGUUUCAUCAACCAGCAACGUGCGUUAUCCGCAUCCCAAGCCACGUCAUCGCCGCCGCGGCCCCAUCGGGAAGGGCCUCUGCCAGUGACAGCAGCGACGGUGAUGGCCUCAGAAGCGGUAAUAUGGACGCGAGCGCUGACGUAGCUGGUGCGGUGGCGCCAGCAGCUGCAACGGAAUCGCCAGCGACGCUCACCGCUACUGCUGCUCCUGCAGACGCUCCUGCUGCUGCUGCUGCAGAUGUUGCAGAUGCUGCAGACGGGUGCCUGGGGGGGCCGGGCGCCCAUGUACCCCCGGUGGCUCAGCAGCUGCAGGAAGGACAGCAGCAGGCGCUGACACAGCAGCUAGUGCCGCAAUCACAGCGACAGCAACAGCAGCAAGAGCUAAUGCAGCAACAGCAGCAGCCAGAAGUGCUAGAGCGGCAAGAGCAGCUGCAGCGCGUAGAGGAGGCACAGCAUCGGCUGCAUCCCUCGCCUCCGCAGCAGCAGACGCACCGCGGACGGGUUUCGCAGCACCGUAACUUCUUCACUCGCCUCUUCUCCAUGCUGCUGCCUGCUAGCCAGGGCAGCCACAGCAGCAGGCAUCGCGGCAGCAACAGCAGCAGCGGCGGCAACAGCGGCAACAACAACACUGGUACGACAGCUGCAGUACAUAACCAUCAACAUCAAGCUGCGGGCGAGGGUGGGGAACGAGGGACCAAGGGCGGCCUCCUCGCCUCCCUGUCGGCUAGUCAGCUGGUUAGGCUGGCGGAGGUGCUCGUGCACUCGCGCUUUCAGCCGCUGCGGUUUGGGUACUUGGCCGACUGGCCGGAGGCAUACAUGCAUGCGAUCCGCUCCCAGCUGCCGUACCUCUCCCCCGCGGAUUGCUGCAUGGUGGUGCGGGCGGUGGCGUGUCAGAGCUGGCAGCCGCGCGAGGAAGUGAUGGAUGAGCUGGCGGCGGGCGUGGCGGCGAACGGCGGCCUCGCUCACCUCUGUACGGCGUACGGCCCCACCGCGCUCGUACAGCUGCUGUCGUGGCUUGCCUUCGCCAGCUUCCUGCCCGCUGACGACUGGAUGGACUCCUUCUGCCGCCAGCUGGAACCACAUCUGGGCCCGCCGCCUGGGGAAGAUGAGGAUGACGAGGGGGAAACAACCAGCGGAGGAAGCGCCAGCAGCGGAGGCGCACACGGCCCUGGGAGCAGCGGCGGCGGCUGCGUUGACAACGUUCCCAGGUGCAGCAGUAGUGGCGGCAGCAGCGGCAGCAGCGGUGGC